Messenger RNA from Malus domestica (apple), 558 nucleotides. Its product is annotated as DELLA protein 2-like. The record is from RefSeq and is a predicted model, not a curated record. Gene Ontology annotation, cellular component: nucleus. Gene Ontology annotation, biological process: regulation of DNA-templated transcription. Lineage: Eukaryota; Viridiplantae; Streptophyta; Magnoliopsida; Rosales; Rosaceae. Gene Ontology annotation, molecular function: sequence-specific DNA binding; DNA-binding transcription factor activity.
AUGGAAGAUGUCAAGGACCAGUUGUUUGAUGUUGAGGAUGACGAAGCUGUGGUGGUUUACGCACCUUUAAUACUGAGGACAAUGAUUUCGAGGCCAAGUUGCUUGGAAAAUCUGGUGAGGGGGAUGAGAACUCUCACCCCUUGUGUAAUGGUGGUGAUUGAGGUGGAGGCCAACCACAAUUCACCGUCACUUGUGAACCGAUUCAUCGAUGCGCUGUUUUAUUACAGUGCAAUUUUCGACUGCCUUGAGACUUGCAUGAAGCAGGAGAUGAACAGAGUGCUGAUAGAGGGGCUGUUCCAUGAGGGAAUACGAAACAUUGUGGUGGCGGAGGGGAGUGAAAGGGUUGCAAGAAGCGUGAAGAUGGAGGCGUGGAGAGCCUUUUUUGCAAGGUUUAGAAUGGUGGAAAUCAACUUAAGUAAUGCAGCUUUGUUCCAAGCUAGUUUGGCGGCUAAAAAAUAUGGAAGCCCUCCUUGCACGCUUGAUAGGAAUGGGAAAUGUCUUACUGUUGGGUGGAAGGGUACCCCAAUCCAUUCGCUUUCUGCUUGGAAAUUCAGUUGA